Messenger RNA from Phycomyces blakesleeanus NRRL 1555(-), 783 nucleotides. RefSeq lists its product as hypothetical. The transcript is spliced from 4 exons. NCBI's taxonomy places the organism in Eukaryota, Fungi, Mucoromycota, Mucoromycetes, Mucorales, Phycomycetaceae. The coding region runs from base 1 to 783 and encodes 260 amino acids. The record is from RefSeq and is a predicted model, not a curated record. Gene Ontology annotation, cellular component: preribosome, large subunit precursor; nucleolus. Gene Ontology annotation, biological process: maturation of LSU-rRNA; maturation of 5.8S rRNA.
AUGCCCCAGAACGAGCAUAUCGAAGAGCACAUUAAGCGUCAUGGAAGACGUCUUGAUUAUGAAGAGCGCAAGCGUAAGAGAGAAGCUCGUAAGGUCCACAAGGAUUCUCAGUAUGCUCAGAAGGUACAUGGUCUCAAGGCCAAGUUGCACAACCAGAAGCGUCGUGCCGAGAAGAUUCAGAUGAAGAAGACCAUCAAGAAGCACGAAGAACGAAACGCAAAGACCAAGACCGCCGACGCUGUUCCCGAAGGUGCUGUUCCUGCCUACCUUUUGGAUCGUGAAGGCCAAGAUCGUGCCAAGAUUUUGAGUAACAUGGUUAAGCAAAAGAGAAAGGAGAAGGCAGGCAAGUGGUCUGUUCCUUUGCCCGCUGUUCGCGGUAUGGCAGAAGAUGAGAUGUUCAAAGUCGUUAAGAGUGGAAAGAGUAAGACCAAGUCGUGGAAGCGUAUGGUCACAAAGGCUACCUUUGUUGGAGAUGGCUUCACUCGUAAGCCCCCGAAGUACGAGCGUUUCAUCCGUCCUAUGGGUCUUCGUUUCAAGAAGGCACAUGUUACCCACCCAGAACUCAAGGCAACCUUCCAGCUGCCAAUUAUCGGUGUCAAGAAGAACCCUCAGUCACCUCUUUUCACACAUCUUGGUGUUAUCACCAAGGGUACCGUAUUGGAAGUCAACGUAUCAGAACUUGGUUUGGUAACCACUGGUGGUAAGGUUGUCUGGGGUAAAUAUGCCCAGGUCACCAACAAUCCUGAAAACGAUGGUUGUAUUAACGCCGUUCUCCUUGUCUAA